AUGCCGCACAGCUACCCCCGUCCGAAUCCUCCAUCACCUUACAUCCCCCGUGCCUCUCAACGGCCCAGUCUUUCCUCUAUUGCCUCUUCGUCCGUCUACCUUACCCCGGUACAGGAACAGCGUAUCCUCUCUUGGCGCGUCCACGCUGCUCCCCCUUCCCCGCUCAGCUCGUCUGCCCUCGCGCCCACACCCGCCCUCACCGCUUCCGCCUCACCCACGACCGGGACAGGCUCCCACUCUUCCGGCGCCAUGCAAGCCCCACCACCCCCUGAUACCCCUCAGCCAACUGUUCCUCGGAACAAGGUCAAGUCGGCCCCCGCGUCCCUCCUCACUCCGUCGGGCGGGAGCCAGUGCAAAGCGUGCGGCGGGAGUUGCCGCGGCUGCAGCACCGUCUCGCGAGCCACACACCCACCUCACAUGCCUCCGAUCAGUAACCAGAGUCGACCUAUGAUUCAUCCUCUCCCUCCUCAUCAUAUCAGCUCAAUGGUCGACGCCAACCCUCCAUCAUCCGGCUCUGGCACCGGCCAGUCCCGCCAGCGAAGCUACUAUAGCACCAAGAAGUAUCGGCAGGCGCGAGCGAUGGCGCUGAGGGAGCAGAGCGGGUAUGGGAGUGGGACGGGUAUGACAUCAGGCUCUGGUUCCGGAUCCGGGUCGGGGUUGAACGGCGGUGGCGGGCAGGAUCCGCGCGGGAUGGGGAGGGAGGGAAUGCCUUAUGCGGCUGCUCAGAACGAACCGGCCAACCAACUUCCCCCAGAAUCGCAGCCAGAAUGGGGAGGGCCGGACGGAGAAACAAGCCAGCGAGAACCGCCGCGCGUCUUCGUGCAGGCUGAUCCAGUCAUCAAUCCCACACCAAGGAUCGGAGGAGCAAGAGAUCCAGUGACCCAGCAAUACUGGCGUAUCAUGUUCCCUCCCGCUGGGGGGCCCAAGGGCAUCAAUUCUCCAACUCCUGUGUUUGGCAUGCCCGGUAUGAUGCCGUUCCACUAG
This is a messenger RNA of Dioszegia hungarica, 984 nucleotides long. RefSeq lists its product as uncharacterized. The record is from RefSeq and is a predicted model, not a curated record. Bases 1 to 984 code for a protein of 327 amino acids. Lineage: Eukaryota; Fungi; Basidiomycota; Tremellomycetes; Tremellales; Bulleribasidiaceae. The transcript is spliced from 4 exons.